Molecule: messenger RNA, 600 nt
Organism: Plasmodium vinckei vinckei
Lineage: Eukaryota; Apicomplexa; Aconoidasida; Haemosporida; Plasmodiidae
Product: SNARE protein, putative
Exons: 7
Coding region: 1-600 (199 amino acids)
Biological process (GO): endoplasmic reticulum to Golgi vesicle-mediated transport
Cellular component (GO): Golgi apparatus
Molecular function (GO): SNAP receptor activity
Source: RefSeq, a predicted model, not a curated record
AUGAAUUUAUUAGCAAUUAUUUUAACCAGACACGGAGAUGACACUACAUUCCUUUGUACAGCAACAGAUUUAAAUAACUAUUCUUUUAUUAAAAAAAUGGCAUUUAAAGAAGCUGCAUUUUUUGUUGCUAGAACAAUUCCUUCAAGGAUCGAAUAUGAUGUAAAGGAAAUUAUAACUCAUGAAAACAACAUUGUUUUUGCAUUUAAAUACUCCGAUAAUAUUUGCCCAGUGGUAAUAGCAACUGAUGAUUAUCCUGAGAGGGUAGCAUUUUACAUGAUUAACGAAAUAUACAUGGACUUCAUACGCACAAUACCUAAAAACAUAUGGAGUGAAGUGAAAGAAGAUAAUAAAAUAUCAUUUAAUUUAAAUCAUUAUUUAUCAAAAUAUAAAGACCCUUUAGCAUGUGAUGCCAUAACUCAAACAAAUAUGAAAAUAAGCGAGAAUGUUGCAAAAGUAAGAGUAACUAUGGAUGCGCUUAUUAGGAAUAGAGAAAAUUUAGACGUGCUUGUUGACAAGAGCAAGGAUCUUUCGAGUACAACAAAACAAUUAUUUAAACAAAGCAAAAAACUUAAAAGGAAACAAUGCUGUCAGCUUAUGUGA